Messenger RNA from Ilyonectria robusta, 1383 nucleotides. RefSeq names its product glycoside hydrolase family GH30. The coding region runs from base 1 to 1383 and encodes 460 amino acids. Lineage: Eukaryota; Fungi; Ascomycota; Sordariomycetes; Hypocreales; Nectriaceae. The record is from RefSeq and is a predicted model, not a curated record. Gene Ontology annotation, molecular function: glucosylceramidase activity. Gene Ontology annotation, biological process: sphingolipid metabolic process. The transcript is spliced from 2 exons.
AUGCGUUCCCUCACUUGGCUCUGCACUAUGGCAGGCCUUGUAGGUUCUGUUGUAUCUCAAACCGCCAUUACCGUCGAUGUUGGGACAAAAUAUCAAGAAAUCCAUGGGUUCGGCAUUUCUCAAGCUUUUGGCCGCGCAAAAGAAUUCCAAAACGCCAACUCGAUUGCGCAAAAGUCGGCACUUGACUACCUGUUCAACAAAGAUUCUGGUGCGGGCUUUAGCAUCAUUCGCAACCGCAUUGGAUCUGGUGGCUCUGGAGAUUCCAUCGAACCCAACAGUGUUAAAUCGCCAUCGACCGCACCGUCCUACGUCUGGGAUGGAAAUGAUUCUGGUCAACUAUGGUUCACUAAGCAGGCUGUGAGCUAUGGUGUGAAAACCAUCUACGCCGACGCAUGGGGGUCACCAGGAUGGAUGAAAACGAGCGGAAGCGACUCUUCGCCUGGGUACCUUUGCGGAACUACCGGGCACACCUGUUCCUCGGGGGAUUGGCGCCAGGCAUAUGCCAACUUCCUUGUCAAGUAUGUGAAGCUGUACGCAGCUGCAGGCUACAACAUCACGCAUUUGGGUUUUCUCAACGAACCGGACUUUGAACCCAGCUACAGCCAGAUGCAGAUCAGCGACAACGCUCAGGAGGCCAUCAGCUUCAUUCCGACGCUCUACAAGGCGGUUCGAAGCGCCGGGCUCAGUACCAAGAUCGUUUGCUGCGACGCCACUGGGUGGAAUAAACAGAGCCAGUACACAACUGCACUGGUCAAUGCUGGCUCGACCAAGUACCUCGACGUCAUCACGUCGCAUUCGUACAGUUCUGAUGCGAAAAGUCCUCUGAGCCAGACAUCACGACCAAAAUGGAAUACAGAGGGUGGCCCUGGCAGCAUUGACUAUACUACCACUUGGUAUAGUAGUGGAGCGGCUAAUGAGGGUUUCACCUGGGCUCAGAAACUUGCUGCCGCCAUGAUUGAUGCCAAGCUCUCGGCUUACCUAUUUUGGGAAGGCUUUGAGGUUGGUCAGCCAAAGAGUUCUAGUCACUUGCUUGAUGCUCUGGACGGUAAGACGGUUACGCCGUCUGGCAUUUACUGGGCUUUUGCUAUGUGGUCCCGAUAUAUUCGCCCUGGUGCGUAUCGGGUCUCCACGUCAGGAACCGUGGCGAGUGUUAGCGUUGGAGCUUUUCAAAACAGUGAUAAAUCUGUUGUGUUGCUGUUUACCAAUUCUGGUUCGGCGACUCAGAAGGUGAAGGCGUCGUUUAAUGGGUUCACACCAAAGAAAUCUGCGGCCUACAUCACGAACAACAGCGGGAAAUUCGCAAGCACUAACUCUCAGCUUUCGGGUGGUGCUGUUACUAUUUCCGUGCCUAGCAAAUCAGUCGUUACUGUCAAGUUGAGUUAG